Messenger RNA from Cheilinus undulatus (humphead wrasse), 4713 nucleotides. RefSeq names its product solute carrier family 25 member 10b (gene slc25a10b). Gene Ontology annotation, molecular function: thiosulfate transmembrane transporter activity; malate transmembrane transporter activity; sulfate transmembrane transporter activity. Gene Ontology annotation, biological process: succinate transmembrane transport; oxaloacetate transport; mitochondrial transport. Lineage: Eukaryota; Metazoa; Chordata; Actinopteri; Labriformes; Labridae. The record is from RefSeq and is a predicted model, not a curated record. Gene Ontology annotation, cellular component: mitochondrial membrane. The transcript has 11 exons. The coding region runs from base 1776 to 2636 and encodes 286 amino acids.
AACGGUAUAUGGACUUUCACAUCUUGAUAGUCAGCUGUAAAAUUCACAGUGAUUGAAAAGGUUUGGUCAUAAACAUUUUAUACCCUCAUCAUGACACAUUCAACCAGCACACUACACAAUGUGUAUUUGGUUAUAAUGAUGAAUAUUGUUUUUUAAGCAGUUAAGAUAGACUUUCCUGUUUUAAUAUCCUUGAAAAACACUUCUCAACUGUUAUUCUAGUUUACUGACACUCAACGAUAAACUGAUUAGUGUGUUGGUCAAAGGUAAAAGAGCAACUUUACUGUGUCCAUGUGUCCAACUCAUUCUUGUAAAUGUGAUGUUUCAACAAAUUCUGAACUUUUAAUAGAUGUAGCCAUCUUCAGAAUUUUAUAAAUCAAUUUUAAAGAAUUGAAUAAAUCCAAAUCUGUGAUCAACUGAUCAAAAAAUAAAUCCCCUUCCUCUUCGAAGAACAUCAGUGGAAGAAAAAAACGUCUCGUAUCACAAUGUUGAUGAGCCUCAAGGUUAAGUCUGACUGACUUAUCACAAUGUUUUGAUUUUAUGGUUUUAUAUAUCCUUAGUAGAUAUUCAAUAAAAAAUGCCCCAUUGACCUUACAUUUGGGCUAAGCCAAAGAUAUUCAACACUUCUGGCUCGAGUUAUAAUAGAGCAAAGUUAUAAUAAAGCCAGAAUUAUAAGAUGUGGACUAAUAAUAACUAUAUCUUGUCUGUAUCUGCCUGUUUUUAUGUAAUUUGCCUGUUAAGUAUUACUGUUUCUGAUGUUCUAUUUAUUUUUGUUAGGACCCCUUGAAAACAAGACGCUGCAUCUUAAAGGGCUAUUCUUAAAUAUAUUCAAAUUCAUAUCAUAAAAAUUCAGAAUUAUGAGGUGGAAGGUCAAAAAAAUCAAAUGUUAUAACAUAAAAAAGUAUAAUUUGAGUGCAAACUUGACAUUUGUAUGACUGCGUGUAAAACAGGAGCUAAAAGUUGCAUCUGGUUGUUUUACAUUUCCCCCUAAAGCGAAAUAUGCCUCCAACCCUGUGACAACAUGCUUGUUCAUUCAAGAUGUUUUCACUUGGCUUCUCAAAAAUGUUAGAUAGGUUUUUACAUACUGUCAAAAGCCCUCGGGUUCAAACGGGCACUUUAAUUUACGUCACAUGCUAAAAUAACAUUAAGAACCUUUUUUUCGUCGUCCCACUGACGUUUCUUUUUUCUUUUACCACGUUUUUAUGGGGGAAUUCGACUGUUGUCCUCUUAAAGAGACAGUAACCGCGAUAGCUCUGUGCCGCUGCAGGUUUGAUGCGUGUCUCUUUAAAUCUCUCAUGACAGCUCGUAGCGAUGAAAGUGGGCUGUGUGGGUUUGGGCUGUUCGGGGCUUUAGCUUUCUCAUACCCCGCUAUCGACCUUUGGAUCCCGGAGCCCGGGGUGGGUAGGCAGCUCCGCCGUCUUCAGUCCUAAUUGGCUGUCCUCUCUCCUGUGCACGGCUUCUUCCUAUUGCUCCGCACAUCGUGGCCCAAACACAGCCGCCAGUGCACACGCACAGACACACAUUGGUGCGUGUAUCCACGUACAUCAUGUGGCGUGAGUGUGCGCAAUGCUGCCCAAAGUCCCCCGGCCUGCGGUGCAGUCUCUUAUCGGCAUGUUUGAAGAUUAACGAGGUGAAUCGCGUACUGUAGACCACAAACACUGCCAGCUGUAGCCUGCAAGAGGCCGAGGAGCCGACAGAGCGGGCGGACAGCGUGUCAAGGCGGACAGGGAGGAAGGAAGUCACCGCUGUAGCUGCUUCAUACUUCUGAGUCCAGCAACAUGACCGAGAAACGGAUGUCCAGGUGGUAUUUCGGGGGGCUGGCGUCCUGCGGAGCAGCCUGCUGCACGCAUCCUCUGGAUCUGCUGAAGGUACACCUGCAGACCCAGCAGGAGGUGAAGAAGAGGAUGGUGGGGAUGGCCAUUCAUGUCGUGAAGAACGAUGGUGUGCUGGCUCUUUACAACGGCCUCUCUGCCUCCCUCUGCAGACAGAUGUCCUAUUCUCUCACCAGAUUUGCUAUUUAUGAGACAGUCAGGGACAUGAUGGGCAGUAAAAGCCAAGGCCCCAUGCCUUUUUACCAGAAGGUCCUGCUGGGAGCUUUUGGAGGUUUCACUGGAGGCUUCGUUGGCACGCCGGCUGACAUGGUGAAUGUCAGGAUGCAGAAUGACAUGAAACUACCACCAGAGCUGAGAAGAAACUACAAACAUGCUCUAGAUGGGCUCUACAGAGUCUUCAGAGAAGAGGGAGUGAGGAAACUGUUCUCAGGAGCCACCAUGGCAUCCAGCAGAGGAGCGCUGGUCACUGUGGGACAGUUGGCGUGCUACGACCAGGCCAAGCAGUUGGUUCUGGGAACCGGCAUGAUGGGAGAUAACAUCCUCACUCACUUCCUGUCCAGCUUCAUAGCUGGAGGCUGUGCUACAUUCUUGUGUCAACCUCUGGACGUCCUGAAGACAAGGCUCAUGAGCUCAAAGGGAGAGUACACGGGGGUGAUGCACUGCUUACGAGAAACAGCAAAGCUGGGCCCAAUGGCAUUUUACAAGGGUCUCGUACCUGCAGGGAUCCGCUUGGUUCCUCACACUGUUCUCACCUUCGUCUUCCUUGAGCAGCUCAAGAAAAACUUCGGCAUCCGCAUCAUCUCCUGAGCAUGCUCUAUGACAGGCCAAACUUCAACCUCCCACCGACACUGCCGCUCACAGCCCUCCCCGUCAGCAGUCUGCUUGUAGCGUUUAUUAGGAAAUCACUGAGGGGAGCAAAGGGAGUCAUGUAUGGUUUCUGAUGGUGCAUGUUUUCCAUCUUUUAGCUCUACCUCUAUCACUCAGUUAGCAGUGAAAUGAUUCAAGCAAGAGUACCAAGUACUGGACGGAUGGGACGAAUACUGGACAAUUUAAAAAAAAAAAAAAAAAAAAAAAAAAGACUAUUUCCUCUAACUGAACAUAUAAUCACCAUGAGGAGGAGGAGACACUAAACAUGAAGGUGCUGCAAUGUUUAUUAGAAUAAACUGCACAUAUUCAGAGGAGAUUACAAUGCGCUCUAGCAGAUGUAUAGUUGUUUAGUGUAAGACGUCUCAGGUUGAUUUAUUGAGAUUGUUAGUUUAUAAUUAAGAUCGUCAUUGAUACUGACUUAAAAUGUUGACUUUAACUAAUUCCAGAUCAGAUGUGUGAUUUGUUUAAUCUCCGCAGUUGUGUACAGGUUAGUGUUUUAAAAAUGUCCACUCUGUUUCAGGCAUGUUGUACUUUUCAACAUUCUGUGAGUGUCAUAUUAUGUCAGAACAGAGUUUAUGAUCCAGCAGAAGUGCAAAUUGCAAACAAACACAGUGUAGCCUUGUCAUCUGUGCCAUUGAUCUCCCAGAAGCCAUUAUGAAGACAUGACUGAACAAACCGUUCCUUAUCAUUCCCAGUGAUGACCAAAUGAGACACACCCUGAGAUUUAAAACAAUUGUUUGUUUUUUAUAUCUAUAUUAAUGAUAAAAACUGAAAACUGACUGCUAGCUAGUUAAAUGUGAUAUUUUCAUUCCGAUUUGAUGUUGUGAUUUCUAAAAGAGGACCAAGUAUGUGUUUUUGCGUCACGUUUUAGAGCUCCUGUGAGGAACUUUCAGUUUCUAAUGCCUUAGGUGCUCCCCUGGGGAGAAAGUAAUAGCUUUUACCUCUUUCUACAAAUGCAUUUUGUGAGGAAAAAUCUCAUCCUGCUUCUUUUAACAAACCUAAUGCACAUUUUUAGUCCUUUCAGUAAACAAGAAUGUAAACACAAGAUAACAAACUGUUUAGCAGCUUGGUCACAGACAAAAUAACUAUUGCUAUGUUGUGCUGGUUUGACUUGGCCUGACUACUUUGUUUUUGUAUGAGGCACUUAAACUUUCCAUCAUCAUAUCACAUGGAAAAUGGGGUCGUCAUACCACAGCUGUGCAAAACUGUCGACAUGGCAAUAAUGGAGGACAUUGAGGUGAUAGUGUACUUAGAUCUCAUUCUGCAACCUUUGCCCAUCAAGGAGACAAGUUUUCUUCCAAAGAUGGAAGCAGUGAGUCAAAAUACUAUGGAAAAAUACAUGGGCUGUCAGCUAUAAUGCCUUCAUUGCGAUUAAUUAAGGUUGCUGUACUGGUUAACUGUAAUGUCUCCCUGCAGUCAUGGUGAUUUAAAAUAAAUCCACCACUGCUCCUUAGUCUAUGGCAACAAUCAGUUUUUUCCUCGAUGUUCUCUUUUUUUGGGUCGUUAAGAGAUAACAGUAUAAACUUCAGUUGAUUUUAUGGCAAGCUGAAAACUCCUCACAAGAGCUUUAAAGUGAUACUUUAUUUUUUAUGUGAGGUUGUAUAAUGUUCUGGUUAAUAUUAAGGUUACUAGCCACAGGAGAUGCCAGUUAAUGUUGCCCCUUUAAGGAAAGAGUGACAGACAUGGAAGCUGCAUGUGUGUCCACUAAAGUGCUAAAACAAAGCAUCUCAAAGUGGAAAAGCAAAGCACUGUGAUUUUUUUUAACAUAGUGUACAGGUAUCCAGGUGUUUGAUUUAGCUUCGCUUUUCUUAAAAUUAGUUAGACGAUGUGUAGCUGUUGCCGAGCUUCCAUGCUUGAACUCAUGACGGUCUCCCCGUAAAGGGAUCCCAUUGACUGACAUCAGAGACUCUUUAUGUACCUAAUACUGAAAAAAGAACCUCAUACAACCCCAAUUCAAAAAUACUGAAAGAUCACUUUAAAGAAGGAAGAUACUUUGUAGACUGUGAAUCAUAAAAAG